ACCAAUGAUCACCGCUCGUUCAUGGAGAAAACCCUAAUAAAACCAGUCAGCCACCUUUACAAGCACUCAUAAAUAUCUUGCUAAUUAUAAUGGGUAUGGUUUUUGGGAAAGUGAACGUGGAAACACCGAAAUUCGAAGUCAUCAAGUCAUCGGCAGGCUACGAGAUCCGGCAAUACUCAGCGUCGGUGACGGCGGAGAUCACCUACGAUCCAACCCAGUUCAAAGGAGACAAAGACGGUGGGUUUAAGAUACUAGCCAACUACAUCGGUGCUUUUGGCAACCCACAGAAUACGAAGCCGGAAAAGAUCGCGAUGACGUCGCCGGUAAUAACGAAGCCGGAAAAGAUUGCGAUGACGUCGCCGGUAAUAACGAAGCCGGAGAAGAUAGACAUGACUUCGCCUGUGGUGACGAAGGGAGAUGGAGAAAAGAUGAUGACGAUGCAGUUUACACUGCCGGAAAAGUACAAAAAGGCGGAGGAGGCGCCGAAGCCGGUGGAUGAGAGGGUGGUGAUAAGGGAGGAGGGAGAGAGGAAGUACGGGGUGGUGACGUUUAGUGGGGUGGCGUCGGAAGAAGUAGUGGCGAAGAAGGUGGAGAAGUUGAAGAAAGAUUUGGAAAGAGAUGGGGUUAAGAUAACCGGCGAUUAUGUGUUGGGAAGAUAUAAUCCGCCAUGGAUCACGUUGCCGGCUUUUAGGACCAAUGAAGUUUUGAUUCCGGUGGAAUGAAGUUUCUGUAACUUCAUCAUUAUAUAUAUCUAUACGUUAUUAUAAAAUAUUUGA
Cynara cardunculus var. scolymus (artichoke) is the source of this 776-nucleotide messenger RNA. RefSeq lists its product as uncharacterized. Bases 90 to 722 code for a protein of 210 amino acids. The record is from RefSeq and is a predicted model, not a curated record. The transcript has a single exon. Lineage: Eukaryota; Viridiplantae; Streptophyta; Magnoliopsida; Asterales; Asteraceae.